Molecule: messenger RNA, 4245 nt
Organism: Botrytis cinerea B05.10
Lineage: Eukaryota; Fungi; Ascomycota; Leotiomycetes; Helotiales; Sclerotiniaceae
Exons: 1
Coding region: 1538-3559 (673 amino acids)
Source: RefSeq, a predicted model, not a curated record
GAUCCACUCUCCCCUAAUUAGGACGCUCGACCCACUUUCUCUCUCUUCGCUUCAACUUUCAAUUCCACUUUGAACCUACAGACACCCACUGACACCCACUGACGCCCACCAUUCAUCUAUCCAUCCAUCCACCAUCCACCUUUAACUCCUUCCGCCGUGCCUUGCCUUGCAUAUCUAAUCUUUCCUUACUAUCCUAUUCUAUCCAUCUUCACCACACUACCACUACCACUACCACCACCGCUACCCUCCCUUCCUCUGAAUAGCUUCCUCAUCCUCUACCUUUCUCCCUCCUCCCUCCUCCCUCCCGCCGAUCGCCACUUCCCGUCAAUUCUAGUUGAUCCAUCCGACCAACAAGUCUCUCGAGGAACAAUCAACCUCCUUUCUUCGUCUCCGUCUCCGUCGCCGUCUCCUCCUUUGUCUUCCUCAUUAAAUUCGCCCCUGGACCAAAACAAGAAUCAUCGAAAUACCGCAUCGCAUCGCAUCGCAUCGCAUCGCACCCGAUCAACACACUUCCCUGUCUCAGUCACGGUCUCGAUCAUCGAUUUCGCUCAAUUGUCUCUCUUGCGCCGUGAGUACUGAGUACUCUGGUCACAAUUUCCCAUCCGCAGACGUGCGCCAUUUCACAAACACACCAUACUUACGACAACACCACAUUCGUCCUCCCUCACGAUCUGCGAAUUUUACUACACCACACAUUCUUUUAUUCCAUUACUUCGCCUCUUCGCCUCUUCGCCCAGAUUUCUUUUCCUCGUUCUGCUGGUAGAGCCAUCGGUGAUCCGGUAAUCAUAAUUUCACAACGAACCCUCAAUUGUGCGACCGCGAUAAAAUAAUCCAUAAUACUCCAAGGGUGAAGAAGAAAGGUACGAAACGGUCAAUCGCGACGAUACGCGCGCAGAAGUCAACCGUCAACCAUUGAAGCACGGCCGCAAUCAAUCAAUCUCCACCAAGAAUUAAUCUCACGAUACGCCGGGACCCUCCCAAAUUGUCAAUCAAGUGGCUAGAAGAAUCGCUUUACCCACGAAUACCGAGUCAUAUCUGGGGAUUCACUUCCUGAUUCGUUCAAGUCUAUCGAUUUAAUCACGCCCUAACCAUUGAUUCGAUUCUGCAAGAUCGUCAACAUCAAUUUGUUCAUGCAGGGCCUCUUUGGCACCAGUCUAUAUUCAGAAGGUAUUUUCCGAUAUUUCUAUUGAUAGGAUCUGUUGAAGUUGAGAAGUGAAUUCGAGCUUCACAUUGGCUUGGAUAUAUUCACUUCGCGCGUCCCAAACCAUCGAACGAUUUUAAUUACUUCGGAUCACCCACCCAAACGUUCGUUCUGGAUUCUCUUCCAAGCCACUCUCUUUUCCGAUCUCUGCGAUUUUUCCAGCCUUCUCCUCACACGUCCAAUCUCCUGUAAUUCGGAACAUUGCAUCGCAACGAGUGAGACUUGCUUCUGGCGUUCUGUCCAAGAUCGAAUUCCCACUUUUCCCAUUUUUCCCAUUCUCGAAUUCGACGAUUUCCCGUCGAAGAUCAAACCGUUGCAGCUCAAGCCAUCAAAACGAUGUCACAUCACCAUGAAAACGGGUCAAGUACCCUUCCUCGGGGUUUCCGCUUUCAUCAUCUUGAAGGAGAUCAGCCAACUACACCCGAACCCUUCAACCUUGUUGGAUCCGAGGGUCCACCUUCUCCACCGCGUCCAAAUCGUUUAAAGGUCAGACGACGAAAUGUGUCGAACUUGCAAGCACCAACUGAACAUUUUCUCGCUUCUGUUGCAGCUGCAGAUAUCCCUAUCCCUACAAUUGAGGAGCCACAAAUAGCUCCCCACGUAUCGUCAGAUUGCGAUAUGCCAGACCGAGACCCACUUUCUAUCAGUACAUCUUUCUUGGCCCCGCAUACAUACAAUACAAGAUUCUCAUCUCCUCCGAAAACUCCAAUACCUUCUUUAGCCAUGGAAGAAACAAACGUUCAACGUCCCGAUUGGGGAAUGGGACUCUCAUCGCCAAGCGAGCUUGAUAAUGAACGACCAACAUCUGCCGCAUCGUUCCGCUCCGAAGAUUCAUUGUACAGUGAAGGUCAUCUUUCAAGGUACUCUGAAGAUGGUAGUUGUACAAGUCCUGAGUCCGAUUGCGCCGAUCCAUUCUCAUUUCCAUCAUACUCAAAAGCCAAGGGCAAGAAGCUACACAAUGAAGCCACCAAAUCUAACGACACCGUUCUCAACGCAAAUCUUCGUCACAAGACUCGAAAGGAUGCACCAUGGACGUCGGCAAUGAGUGCUCAUUUAUGGUCGGUCUAUCUCCUCUAUCUCCAAGAUCCAGUCGUGACACCCUUUCGAAUUGGAGCUUGUGCUGUGCCUCCAGAAGGUGUAUGUCAUCGUGUUGCUCGUCAAGCAAAGAAGAGUUGGAAGGGACCCAAGGGAAUUCACAGUACCAAAACGUCUAAUCAUACAUCACGUGCGGCACCUUCUGAACAUGGCCAGCUUGCGACCCCAAUUGAAGACCGACAACGAACAUACACACAGUGGCCUCACACAAGCUCAGCUACUCGGGCACAUCUUCGCGAGCUUUGCAAGACAAAAGAUACCAGCGCAGUUCAACGACAUAUGCACCUUCAAUCUAGGAAUUCUACACCUUUCACACAACAUAAUCCUCGUUCACGAUACAGAACUCCCGAGCCACGAAUAUCCGUUCCCAAAUCUUUCAAUACCAAAGAUAUCUCAUUAUCGUUAACGACAAGUACAUCCGAAACCAUGCAACCAAAUGGACCUUUGGCACAACUCGCGACUUCCCAAGAAUCUUCCAUUGCUAGACCACGCAGAUCUAUAUGUCAUCCUAGGGGCUGGGUUCGAUCUCGUACUACAAAUUUGAGCCUGGACGACUCGAGAACUCGAAGUCUUGGGUCACCAUUCAUGGCUCGUACGUAUGGACCCAGUUCGACCAUGGAUGGAGCAUUUGAUGAACCUCGACCUUCAGCUUUUCGCGUUCAUUCUGAUGCAAUAUCAGGCCCAGGGCCUGCACCUCGUCUUAGGUCACCUCUACAAUUUGAUGCUCCUCGUCCUUCAAACAACAAGGAACAUAAAAGGCGAGUUCAAAAUCAUUUUGAAAACUUAAAUUCUGGUGGAGUCAUCUUGAAGCCAAAUAGCAUGAAUGAGCAAAUAUAUGGUAUGCCUCUCUCGGGAAAUCAACAAAGACGAGUACGAACUAGAGCAUUCACCAUUGGUGAUGAUCUCUUCAGAAAUCGCAUGCCAGGAUUGUUUCAACCUCUCCCAACAGGACCAGAAAAGACGGGUCUUGUUCCCGAUAUUAGCCCAUCGCCAAGAUCCCAGCCAAAGCUACUUCCAUCAGCCACAUUCGAUGCUCCACGUUUAAGAUCACCUUUUAUGGAGAAACCAAGUAAUACAUUUCCCAGAAGAACUACUCAUCAAAAAACACCCGUUCGACACUCUGGAAUAGUGACUAUGCAUAAACCACGUCACUCGAUAGAUUCUUCCGAUUUCGAUGAAAGGCCAUCAUUACAAUCAAGACUUAGUCGACUUGAUACUAGGCUUGCUGAAAUCAGAGAAAAGGAGAAUGGCAGUGGAAAUUAAGAUAGUCUAUGGAUUGAUGUACAAUAGUCGAUCGGUCAUUGUUCCAUCGCCUCCUGGGACACAUUUAUUUUUUUGUCUUGCAUAUUUGCGCUUUUAUGCCCACGAUAUCCAUGAACUAUGCGCUGUUGCAUAUGAAGCAAUUUGGAGUUUCUUCAAUUCGAAGUUUGAGCUCUCACUCAUCUAGCGGCGCCUUGAUUCAGGCACAUAUACUCUUCGUUGAAGCUACAUAGCUUCUUAUUUUAAUCGGCAUUGGUUUCCUUGUAUUAUAACUUGCUCUACUUUCGGGAUUGGAAUGAACGGCACGUUGGGAAAUGAUUGUAAUGAUGUUAUGAAAUGUGGUUGGAGGGGGAUCUGAUAUUUUAUUUGCAUUGAGCAAAUGCUUCUUUGUUUUUAGUCUUUUUACUUUUUUUAUUUUACAAUCCUACUUAUGGUAGAUGUAUGGUACUUACUGGAUAUGGAUAUGAUAUUCGGGAGUUGAUGCUGUGCAUAUGAGGAAAUGGAAAUGGUAUGGUUUUAGGUGGUGUAUGUAGAUAUGGGAACGGAUGGAUAGGAAGGGAAAAUAAUUCAAUAUCAUACAAUUACUUCUUUGCAUUUAUCCGUCAGACAUCGCUCUUCAUUAUACAUCAAGUGAUAAUAAUUAAUUGUUUCCAGAUCAUCCAAUUUGCACUGAUCAUCUUUUAGCUAUA